Molecule: messenger RNA, 4060 nt
Organism: Phyllotreta striolata
Lineage: Eukaryota; Metazoa; Arthropoda; Insecta; Coleoptera; Chrysomelidae
Source: the annotation of a GenBank genome assembly
CACCUUGAUUUGUUAUGAUAUGAUAUUUUAAUAGUUAUAUUGCUAAAUUGAAUUAAAAAUUAAUAAACAGACGUAGAAAAUGAGGAGCCGAAGUAAUUCCGGUGUACGUCUGGAUUACUACCAGCGAUUAGUGCACCAAGUGAUUAUGGAGCACCAAAAUCCCGUGACGGGUUUAUUUCCAGCGAGCCAAGAAAAUAACCACGCUUGGAUCAGGGACAACGUCUACUGCGUUUUAUCAGUUUGGGGGCUCUCUAUGUCCUACAAGAAAAUAGCCGAUCAAGACGAAGACCGAGCUAAAACGUACGAGUUGGAACAAUCGUGCGUGAAACUGAUGAGAGGGCUGUUGAUGUCCAUGUUACAGCAAAAAGACAAAGUGGAAAGGUUCAAGAAAACGCAGAACCCGCUAGAUUCGUUGCACGCCAAGUACUCCUCGGCCACGGGUCAAAUAGUUGUAGGAGACAACGAAUGGGGCCACCUGCAAAUCGACGCCAUUUCCCUCUACUUGCUCCUUCUAGCGCAAAUGACCGCUUCGGGAUUGCAAAUCGUGUUCAACUUGGACGAGGUGGCUUUCAUUCAGAACCUAGUGUUCUACAUAGAGUGCGCCUAUUGCACACCUGAUUACGGCAUAUGGGAAAGGGGGGAUAAAACAAACCACGGGCUGCCGGAAUUAAAUGCUAGUUCUAUCGGAAUGGCCAAAGCUGCUCUCGAAGCUAUGAACGAGCUGGAUUUAUUUGGAGCGAGAGGGGGCCCAUACAGCGUUAUUCAUGUACUAGCUGACGAGGCUCAGAAAUGCCAAGCCGUCCUGCAGUCGAUGUUGCCCAGAGAGUCGAGUUCGAAGGAAAUCGAUAGCGGUUUAAUUCCGAUUAUUAGUUUCCCUGCUUUCGCUGUCGACGACCCUGCACUAAUUUCUUUCACGAGGGAAACUAUCAUCGAAAAACUCCAAGGUAGUUACGGGUUUAAGAGGUUUCUUAGGGACGGGUACAAGACACCAAAAGAGGACCCAAGUAGAUUAUAUUACGAACCGUGGGAACUUAAAAUGUUUGAAAACAUAGAAUGCGAAUGGCCAUUGUUCUUCUGCUACAUGAUUCUCGACAACUGCUUCAGAGGCAACAAAGAAAUCGCUGCUAAAUAUACCAAAGAUUUAGAAGAGAUCAUGAUACGAACUGAAGAUGGCUUGAAACUAGUUCCAGAAUUAUAUUCGGUGCCUCCGGAGUUAGUAGUCGCCGAAUACAAAGACCCGGGAAGUCAAAAGAGAAUCCCGUACGGCCACUGCCCUCACCUUUGGGCCCAAUCGUUGUACAUCGUAGGAAAACUGCUUCAAGAAGGAUUUUUGGCUCCCGGUGAACUGGACCCAUUAAACAGGAGACUGGGGUCCGAAAAGAAGCCUGACGUAGUCGUGCAAGUGGUCAUUUUAGCAGAAGAUGAGGAGAUUAAGAAGAAAUUAGCUGAGCAUGAUAUAAAAGUGCAAACUAUCGCUGAAGUAGCCCCUAUUGAAGUGCAACCAGCUAGAGUUUUAUCCCACUUGUACACGUAUUUAGGUAGAAAUAAAAAACUUGGUCUUACAGGCAGGAAAUCUAGGGAUGUUGGAAUUCUUUCUACUAGUAAAUUAUAUUCGUUGGGAGAUAAAAUAUUUGCUUUUACGCCGCAGAAUUUCGAUCCAGAGGAAUAUUACACGAGCUAUGACAUAGCUCUAUUGGCGGAUAAAGUUAGAGCUCAUCUGGCAUUUUUGACUAUGAGCUGGCGAAAUAUGCUCGGGAGGCCUACUAUUUCGGUCGUUAUUACCAAUAAUCAUUUAGAGGAAGACAAACUGCCUUUGGCAAUGGUGACGACAAUGAAGAAGCUAAAAUCCGGCUACAUAAACGGCACAAGAGUAACAUUGGGCAACUUGAACGAUUUUUUGAGCACCAGUUGCAUUACGAACCUCAGCUUUCUGGGCUGUCACGAAGACGGAUUGCCAGACAAGCUAAAUCCCCAAGUGCAGCAAUACAUGGAAGAGCACUCGGUGAAAUCCCUAUCCAACAAAUAUUCGUUGUUAACCGUUAACCGGGCCGCACCGAAGAACAGGCAUUUGAUCAGAAAAAUGUCGGUCCGAGGAGCCGUCAAGAAGACGAGAUCGAUUAACGUCGAUUCCGAAACGCUGGGAAUGGAAGGCAGCACUUUAGACAGAAGAAGUUCCUUGUAUUUCUCGCUACCUUCUGCGGACGCCACGGAUAACGUCAAGGAACCACCCGUGAGGUCGCCAUCACCGGAGAAAAGACCCAAGAAGAAAAUCGAAUCGCCCAUUAUCAAUAUUUCGAGACACAGGAACUUGUCCGAAACUCAAUACGCCGAUACCGAAGUAGACGAACUGUUCGCAAUGCUGAGAGAAUCCGAAUCGCUCGAAGAGCAAGGCGACAUUUUGCAAUAUUUAGUGGCGUCCAAAGGCUUGGACUACAACACCGGCAUGCUGGAAUUCGGCCGGGUCGUAACCGUAAAAGAUCUACUGAAAGGUUUGUACGAGAAGGCCUGCCAUCAGAAAAAGUGGGGCUUGGUGAGACAUACGGCCGGUAUGCUGGGGAAAAGGGUCGAAGAUUUGGCCAAAUCGGUCACCGAUUUGCUAGUUAGACAGAAGCAAAUCACUGUAGGAAUGCCACCGAACAACGAGCACACCAUCACCGCUCCGCUUCCUGAAAAUGACCUGAGGCUUCUCAUACACGAAGCUUACGGAGAGGACGACAGUACGGCGAUGUUGACGCAGGAGCUCUUGUCUUACUUGGCGAUGUUCAUCAGGACGGAGCCUCAGCUGUUCUUGGAAAUGCUUAGGCUAAGGGUGGGUUUGAUUAUCCAGGUGAUGGCCACCGAAUUGUCCAGGACGCUCAUUUGCGACGGAGACGAAGCCUCCGAGCACUUGUUGAAUUUGAGCCCGUUCGAAAUGAAGAAUUUGUUGCAUCAUAUUAUAAGCGGCAAAGAAUUCGCGAUCAGUAGCGUUGGUAGAGGUAACUUUUCGAUAAUCACAAAUAAAUCCAGUCGUAUUAGUAAGAAAAGUCACAUCAGUUUAUCUGCUGAGAUGGCCGAUGAAACCUCCGAGCCCGAUAGGCAAGGACAAUGGUUAAGAAGAAGAAGAUUGGACGGUGCUUUAAAUAGAGUACCUAGAGAUUUCUACUCGAGAGUUUGGGGAAUAUUAGAGAAGUGUCACGGUUUGGAUAUAGCCGGAAAAGUCUUGCCGCAAACGCUAACACAGGAAAUGACGCCUGGUGAACUGAAAUUCGCUCUAGCAGUGGAAACUGUGCUCAAUACGAUUCCACAACCGGAGUACCGGCAAUUGAUAGUAGAAGCUCUAAUGGUACUAACCCUGGUUUCCGAAUACAACAUCGUAAGCUCCUUGGGAGGGAUUAUCCAAGUCGAAUAUUUGGUUCAUAUAGCUAACGAACUAUUCCUAGACGAUCAGAUUAAAUGCGACGGUGAUGCUACGCUGUGUUGCGCCAAGCCGAAGGAAUUGAGAGAAAUGUCGAAGACUGGGGGAUUGCUCUGCGGCGGCGCUGCCUACAUAUGUCAACAUUUCUACGACAGCGCCCCGAGCGGGUGUUACGGAACUAUGACUUACAUGACCCGAGCUGUAGCCGUCACAUUGGAGAGCUUGCCCAAGCAGGGGGAACUCGAUUGUAGCAUAAGCUAAGUUAAUUCGAAUUUGUACUCGGGAAUUUUUCAAACUCUGGUUGCUUCAUCGAUACCACAGGAGUUUUUUUGUUAUUAUAGAUAAACCAGUUAAUCUAAGUUUACCCGGGUAAACUGCGGAAUAACCAAGAAACCUAGGUUUAGUCGUUUAUCUAACUUUAGCCGUAAUAUAUACAUCACUCGUUAUAGUGGGACGAGGUUAAUCUGAGUUUAAAAGUUCUCGAGUUGUGUUAUUAAAAUUUAGGUGCCAAAACAUUUGUUUAUAUACUGUGAUUUUUAGAUAUUAUACACAUUAUAACAGAAUAUUAUAGUUGUUUGUGAGAAUAUUUAUGUUUAUGGAUAUUAUAUUUUCAUACUCUAAAUAUUAUUGCACAUUGGAUUGUUUCUAAAUAGAUAUUUAAUGUUU